Molecule: messenger RNA, 2171 nt
Organism: Daldinia vernicosa
Lineage: Eukaryota; Fungi; Ascomycota; Sordariomycetes; Xylariales; Hypoxylaceae
Product: WD40 repeat-like protein
Exons: 1
Coding region: 183-1682 (499 amino acids)
Molecular function (GO): protein binding
Source: RefSeq, a predicted model, not a curated record
CGGGGUUGCCGAGGGGCAUAGGAAAAAAAAAAUAUUUUUAUUUUUAUUUUUAUUUCAUGUGCAUAGCGAGACAAUCGCGAUUGACCACUUCCGACCUACGUUUUAAACCAGCAAACCUUCAAUUUUUCUUCUGCAAGACCCGAUAAAUAAUUCUCAGUUUUACGAAUUAUUAACUAGACAUUAUGUCUAAACGUACGGCGGAUGUCGGAGACGAGCAUGCCCCUCUAAAGGGAGGGGUCCGUCCCGAGCCCAUGGAUGUAGAUGAUAAGGAAAUGGGCGAAUUCGCAGACGAAUUCGAGGAUGAGUUUGAGAGCGAGGACGAGAUUUUUGAGGCUGGUGUUGACGGUAGACCCGACGCAGAGCGUGAAGCGGAAGAGAAUGCAGCCAGUGCCAUGGAUGUCGACGACAGCACUUUCAUCGUUGGGCGCAAUAAGCUUGAGGCCGGCCAACAUCUCGCUCCAGAUCUGGGCACCUACGAAAUGCUUCAUAACCUCAGUACCCCCUGGCCCUGUCUCUCCUUUGACAUCGUCCGCGAUAAUCUUGGCGAUAACCGGGAAAAGGCCUACCCUGCUACCAUGUAUACCGUCGCCGGCACUCAAGCCGAAAGCGGGCGCGAGAAGGAGAACCAGCUUAUGAUCAUGAAGUUUAGCGGUUUGAGUCGCAUGCAGAAGGAUGGCCAAGAUUCCGAGUCUGAAGAUGACUCCGACUCCGACGAUGAAGACUCAGAUCCUAUUCUCGAGUCCAAGUCGAUCCCACUAACAUCGACUACAAACCGCAUCCGCAGCCACCAGAUCCCCUCCCAAGACCCUUCGAAACCACCUACAACUCUCACUGCGACCAUGACCGAGUCUAGCAGCAUCUUCAUACACGACGUCACCCCUCAUCUAGCAUCUUUCGACAACCCCGGAACCGUCAUCACGCCUCAACAGAACAAGCCCCUUUCUACAAUCCGAGCCCACAAGUCGGAAGGUUAUGCGCUCGACUGGUCGCCUAUGGUGCCUGGUGGUAAGCUACUUACCGGUGACAACGACGGCCUGAUAUACGUUACGACGCGCACAGACGGCGGGGGCUGGGUCACAGACACACGCGCGUUCCAGGGGCACACCAGCAGCGUAGAAGAGAUCCAAUGGAGUCCGCAAGAAGCAUCCGUGUUCGCAUCCGCAUCUAGCGACGGCACAGUGCGCGUAUGGGACGUUCGCAGUAAGAGCCGGAAACCCGCCAUCACAGUACAGGUCAGCUCGGUAGACGUAAACGUGAUGUCGUGGUCACGCUUAACAACCCACCUCCUCGCGACGGGAGCCGACGACGGCGUAUGGGGCGUAUGGGAUCUGCGGCAGUGGAAGGGCGGCGCGCAGAAGCCGAGCCCCAUCGCCAGCUUCAACUACCACAAGGAACAGAUCACCAGCGUCGAGUGGCACCCCACUGACGACAGCAUGGUGGCUGUCGCCGCAGGUGAUCACAAGGUUACCCUGUGGGAUCUGUCUGUCGAGCUGGACGACGAGGAGAGUAAGGAUACCGCGGGCGUUAAGGACAUGCCGCCCCAGCUCCUCUUCGAACACAUCUCCGAGCACGCGAAGGAACUCCACUGGCAUCCCCAGAUUCCUGGUACCCUGGUAGCCACGGGCCAGGAGUUCAGCGUCUUUAGGCCUAUACCUGUUGUUUAUGGUAUUCACACGAAAUGAUAUAUAUCGACAUAGAUUAAAAAAAAUAAAUGCUUACCUGGCGAGCACCGAGUCUUCUUCAAUAGGUGUAAGAACGGAAGAGGGAGAAGCCCUCUUGUUAUUAGGUACUUCCUCGCGGGCUAGAAUCUAUAGCGCCUAGGGAUCAAGGGCAGAGUUAAAACCCAUCUUCAGUAGUCUCUAAACCUACAGCGGACUUGGCUUAGGGUUACGAAGAUGUUGCGCAGGCAGUAAUUUCAGAGGUAGUAUUACGUCGUCAGCAAUCUGCUCUGCGGUAAGGGACACUAUUCGGUAUAGGAGUUGGUCGCGACGAAGCUGCUCGUCGGGGAUAUCUAGAAUCGAAGUUCUGGUACUAACCAGGUACCUACCUAGGUAACUAUGGGGGUUUUGCUAUGCGAUCUUUGCGGUUCAUAAAAUAGAACACUAGGGUAGGUUAGGGUAGGGUGUUAGUUCAGAUAUCAAAAAGGGGAAAGCCUAUAAACUUAUUCUAAA